Vigna unguiculata (cowpea) is the source of this 974-nucleotide messenger RNA. RefSeq lists its product as uncharacterized. The record is from RefSeq and is a predicted model, not a curated record. Lineage: Eukaryota; Viridiplantae; Streptophyta; Magnoliopsida; Fabales; Fabaceae.
UCCAGGUGUUGAAUCACCAUGUUCCUUUUUCUCAGAUAUUUCUUCUAGAUCAUUCAUUUCCAAAAUCACCCUUUUAUCCCUAUAAUCAUAAAUACCCGUUGCACCUUCUUUUCCUUCAUUCCCUCCUUCAUUGUCAUCUGGGUGCAAUUCUAUGAGCUGAAGCACAACGCAAAAUUGUCGCUUUCUUUUCAUGACUCUAUAAGUUUGUUCAUUGCGACCAUGGAUUAUUGCACAGAAGGGUCUUCUUACUAUAACAUUCUUGGUGUUAGUUCGGAUUCUAGCGUGGAAGAGAUAAAGCGCGCUUACAGAAAGCUUGCUAUGCAAUGGCACCCUGAUAGAUGGACAAAAACGCCUUCUUUGCUGGGCGAAGCCAAACACAGAUUCCAGCAAAUUCAAGAAGCCUAUUCCGUGCUGUCGGACAGUAAGAAAAGAACUAUGUAUGAUGCGGGUUUGUAUGAUCCUCAAGAGGAAGAGGACGAGGGGUUUUCUGAUUUUUUGGAAGAAAUGUUGUCUCUCAUGGCUCAAGCGAGGAGAGAGAAAAAACAUUACGAUUUGAAAGAGUUGCAGGGGAUGUUGAUGGAAAUUGGUAAAGGAUUCGAGUGUUCUUCAAUGUACUGUGGGGUGCCCUCUGUGAUUGAGGAGUCUCGAUGCUCAAAGAAGACUCGUUUAGACACAAGCACGGUGGAGAAUAAGGGGCCACAUUUUCAAGUACCUGAUCUUAACCUCUAUUGCAGUUAGAAGUUUUUUUUGGCUUUUCCUGUCGAGAAAAGCAACUAUGAAUGAUGGAUAUGAAGCCGCAGAAGCAAUUUUGGUAACAGUAAUAGAUAUUUUCAACACUUGAAUUUGUUACCUUGUACAUAUGUGUUGUAGGUGUUAAACUUCCUGAGAUGUUAGUGUUUAGAUAAGAAAGUUUAGUCUCGAUUUAUGUACCUUCUAAAUGACAUCUUCUAUAUGACAUCUUCUAUUGAAAAUUA